AUGAAAUUUCGUAAAAAAUUGAAUGCGGAGGCUCAUCCAAAAUAUCGAGAGCAUUAUAUUUCAUAUAAAGAGUUAAAGAAUGUCAUAAAACUAAUAACAGGAAAUGAUACGUCUACUUAUACGAUAAAAGAAAUAACCUCAAACUUUGGAAAUAUAAGAGCUCUAAGUGGAGCCGAAUAUAAAUCACCAGAAUCUCGAUUUCAAGACAUCCUAAAUACGGAACUAGAUAAAAUUAAUAGUUUUACUAUUGCAAUAAUAAAACAAUGGUUUACAGAAGCUAAGACAUAUUAUAAAGAAUUAAAAAGAGGAGAUGAGAAAUCUAUAGAUAUAUUAGAUAUAGAAAAAAAAUUAAAUAGAUUAGGUAAUACAUUAAUAUUUAUAGAAAAAUAUAGAAAUAUUAAUUUUAUGGGAUUUCGUAAAAUUACAAAAAAAUUUGAUAAGCAUAAUGGUAAAACAGUUAGCUCUUCAUUUUAUAUAAAUGUUGUAAUAAAAAGUCUUUUUAUGACUUUUGAUACAAAUUUAUUAGUAUAUAUAUUAUCGAUAUGCUUUAAAUAUUAUAGAAAUGUAAAAAACAAAAAUAACAUUAUAGAGGUUAAUGAAAAUACAAAAGAUGAACAUACUGUUUUAAAUAAUAAUGUCCAGCCUAAUAAAAAUGUAUCAAAUUGUGAUAAAACUAAUAAUUCAAUGAUAAUUGAAAAUGCUAAUGUAGUUAAAAAAGAUGUAAAUAUAAAAGAGAAUAAUUUAUCUACUGAUAUACCCAAGAUGGAAAAUUUGUGUAUACAGACAGAAAAAAGUGUUGAAAAUACAAAAUAUAUUGUAAAACUACAAAAUGUAAUGUCAGUCAAAGUAGAAAUAUGUAAACAUUUUGUUUUUCAAUAUAGCAAUUUAAAAGAAUCUGAUAUUCUUAUAAAUUUUAAUAAUUUAAUGAAUAUAAUAUCAAAAAACAAAACACAAAAUGAUUACAUAACUAUAUAUUUCGACGAUCCAAUGUUAAAUACUUACAAUAAUUAUAUUAAUCAAAAUUUACAAAAUAAUGAAUGUUUUAGAAUACGAUCAUAUAUUUAUUCAAAAGGUGAUGAUGAGCGAAAUAUUAAAAAAAAUACACAUAUCCAAAAAUUUAAUUUAUAUGAACCCAGUCAUGAUAACAAUGAACAAUUUAUUCCUCCAGAAAAAUUAGUAAACCAAGAUUUAGAAAUAAAAACAGUAGAUGAUUUAUAUUCAGCAUCUAUCCAUGAUACAUGUAAUAAUGAUAAGAGCAUUAUAAAUGAUUCAAAGUUUCAAAGAAAAAAAAAUUCUGAUAAUAUAACUUCUAAAACAGAUGAAUCAAAUUUGGCUAGUACAAAUAAUAGUGUUAAUAAUAUAAAAAAACAAGAUGAUGGUAUAACACAAAAAUUUAUAGAAAAAUACAUUUCUGAGAUUAAAGAAAAGAAUCUUAAAAGUUAUAUUAAAAGUAAAUUAAAUAGAUUGCAUUUUUAUGGUGAAAAUGUAACAGGUUAUAUCGACGAAAAUAUAUGUUAUUGGGCUCAUAACGAUAAACGAAGUAUUUAUAAUGAUGAUUAUAGUGAGGAUGAUGAAGAAGAUAAUUGUAUAGAAGGGGGUGUAAAAAGCGAUGCCAAUAAUUUAAAUGAAAACAAAUAUAUUUGGACUGGCAAAGGGAGUAAGAAAUAUUCUUAUUUUGAUCAUGCUAUUAUUGAUAUUAGUAUAAAAGAAAAUAUGGAUAAAAAUAUAAUACUUAAAUUAAAUAAUCUUAAAGAGGUUAAAGAAGUUUGGGGAUAUUCCUCUUUUCUUCAAGGUAUAUCUUUAUUUUAUUCAAACCAAAUAUCAACUUAUCCACACUGGACAGUUUAUACACACAACAACCUUACAAACCCGAAAAGCAUUGAUAAUUCAAAAAAAAAGAAAAAAGAAAAGAAAAAAAUGGAAUACUCCUCAGAAAAUAGUGCUAAUAACGGAAGCAAUGUGGUUCUCUCUGAAAAUACGAAUAAUUAUACAAAUGGAAGUCCCCCCAAAAAAAAAAGAAAGAAACAGAAAAAAAAAUUGGAAAUUAACGGUGAGUAUAAAAAGGGUAUUACAUACACCGGCGCGUCUGCACGAAUUGCACACCAAAGUGAAGUUAUAUUUAGAAAUGAAAUAGAGAAAAAUAAGCCUUUCAAUAAUACAUAUCAUAGUAUUUAUGAUUCUAAAAAAAAUAUGCAUCCAGACUGGAAUGGCAAUAAAAAUUACAAUAAUUCUGAUAAUAACCGAAUGAAAUAUUCCAACGCAAAUAAAUCCUUCCCAAUCAAUACCUAUACAAUAGAAAACCCCAAUUUUUAUGAGCCUCUUCUAGAUUCAGAGGAUGAUACGAGAUGUGAAAACUUUAAGUCACCUUCUGGUAGCAUUUUUUCAUUUUUUAAGCGUUUAUUUUUUAAAAAAAAUCAAAUUGUUGAUAAUAAAAUCCCCAAAAAUUCAGUAGUUCGAGUGGAGCCUAAAACAUUUUUUGCUAAUGAAAGAACCUUAUUACAAUGGCUAAAUACUAGUGUAUUACUUUCAACAAUUUCUAUAACUCUUCUUAAUUUCUCAAAUUUUUAUGGUUUUAUCUCUGGAAUUAUUAUGGCACCUGUUGCUAUUUUUUUUAUUAUAUAUUCAUUUUAUAUUUAUUUAAAAAGAGCCAAUGCACUGAUUAAUAAAGAACCCAUAGAUUACACAGACAAAGUUGGUCCCGGAGUUUUAGUCGUUACAUUGACAUUUGCAUUGUCAACAGUUGUCGUACUAAAUGUAUACAGUCGUUUCAUUGGGGGCCCAUACAAUGGAGAGGCACCAGUAGAUCAAAAAUGA
Molecule: messenger RNA, 2814 nt
Organism: Plasmodium vinckei vinckei
Lineage: Eukaryota; Apicomplexa; Aconoidasida; Haemosporida; Plasmodiidae
Product: vacuolar transporter chaperone, putative
Exons: 2
Coding region: 1-2814 (937 amino acids)
Source: RefSeq, a predicted model, not a curated record